CAUAUGUAUUGCCGAUGGACGUAUCCUGGUUACACGCGUUCGGCACAAAGUCUCUUUUUCCGACGAGGUAUAUAAAGCGGCAUUGGACAGGGUGCAGGGCAUAUUAUCCGAGCACCUUGGCGAGUACUGAUCAUCGGUAGCGUUAAAAAGGAGCUAAGCGAUUUCGUUCAAGAUGAAGGUUCUCAUCGUUCUUUCCGCCGUUUUGGCUUGCGCCCUCGCUAGUUCGUCACUGAUUUACGCCAAGCUGAUACCCGGGGCACCGAUCGGCCUAGAUGGCCGGGUAGUGGACACCGCGGAAGUAUCGUUGGCCAAGGCCGAGCACGCAGCCGCUCACAUCAACGAGAGAAUCAAUCUGGCUCAGGAAGCCGCCAAAUCGGCCGACGUGCUCGCUUACGUCGCGCCGGCGAACGUGGCCGUGAUCGGCAGAGCCCAGGUGGUGGAACCGGUCGCGGUGGCGACGAAACCGGUGGCCGGGGCGCCGAUCGGACUCGACGGGCGUGUCGUGGACACGCCGGAAGUGGCCCUCGCCAAGGCGGAACACGCAGCGGCGCACAUCAACGCGAAACUCGGCCACGAGACCGCGAGAUCGGUCGCUCACGAACAACCACUCGUAAUCCUGCACAGUGCGCCGCUCGCUCAUCUCUAUAUUAAUUAAAUUAAUCUCCUUAUAAUAAUGCACAAUAACCUUGGAAUGCAAAUAAAGUUGGGCAAUCUUGGCAUGGCAUAAUUGAUCUUUUUAUUUCAAU
This is a messenger RNA of Camponotus floridanus (Florida carpenter ant), 746 nucleotides long. Its product is annotated as cuticle protein 18.7. Lineage: Eukaryota; Metazoa; Arthropoda; Insecta; Hymenoptera; Formicidae. Bases 173 to 655 code for a protein of 160 amino acids. The record is from RefSeq and is a predicted model, not a curated record. The transcript has 2 exons.